AUGGUCCUCAAUACAUUCGCUGUAGGCGCCGCUAUUGUGCCAACAGUGGUCGGGACCGGCAUCUCCCACUGUCUCAAUCGCAAGUCUCUCCGCCAAAAGCCUACCGAGCGCAUCUCGUACCACCAAGGCCUUCAGCUUGUGCGUUCAUUCCUGGAGUACGCCUCUCUCCACACCGUUGAGGAUCUGCAAGCCUUUACCGCCCAAUGGGUACCGGUGCCGCGCUGGGUCCACGUCGAGGAAGUGUUCAUCUCGAAGGAUAUACUGGCCAGAUCAGCGGAGCUCCUACAAUCACAGCUGGGUCCGGUUGGUAUACAGCAGGUUGGCGGCAAACAGUGGUGGCAAUGGCGCCGCGACAACGGCCUGCUGAAGGCAGAAUGGAUCGAGAUGCGCAAGGACUACAACGAGCGGAUGGACGCUGGCGAUACCCAGGGGCAGCGCAUCAUACUCUACGUCCACGGAGGCGCCUAUUUCUUCGGUAGCGUAGACGAGCAUAGGUACCAGAUGCAGCGGCAUGCGCGCAAGCUGAAGGCUAGACUACUGGCUCCACGAUACCGACUCGCGCCUCAGUUCCCCUUCCCGUGCGGCUUGCAGGACUGCUUGGCUGCGUAUCUCUUAUUACUUGAGACUCACGCUCCUUCGACGAUUGUACUGGCUGGAGACUCUGCUGGCGGAGGCAUGACUUUGAGCAUGCUUGUGAUCUUGCGGGAUCAGGGUAUACCUCUGCCCGCUGGCGCCAUUUUGCUGUCGCCUUGGGUUGAUCUGACGCAUUCCUUUCCAAGUGUCGCUGGCAGUGGCGAGUACGAUUACAUCCCACCACAUGGAUUUAUACACAAGCACUCCAUGGCUUGGCCUCCGCCAAAUGCGGAAGACUUGAACGAAUUUACUUCGUCUUCGGAAGGUAACACUAAACGAAGACGAGCUAGCUCUAAGUCUUCAAGAGGCGAGGCGAAGGGGAAAAAGAAUAAAGAGCAGGAUGCUGUAAGAGGGUUCUCGAUCGAUCGUGCAGGAGUGUUUGCUGAGAAGGCUACGAUCCAAACAAACAUGAAUACUGCUAAGCGCAGCGAACGCGGAUCUGUCCAAGGUGUCCAAACACCACGCCCGCUCACUGUACCCCUUGGCGACUCUACAGUAACGAUCUUUGACCAGAUACAGCUCUACGCGCCGAAUCAUCUAUUGACGCAUCCGCUUGUCUCUCCUGUUCUCCAGCCCUCUCUCGGCGGUCUGCCACCUCUGCUCAUUCUGGUCGGUGGUGGCGAGUUACUCCGCGAUGAGCAAAUAUACCUGGCGCACAAAGCUGCCGAUCCACUGAAAUACGCUCCAACCACGGACCAGCUUGCCAGGUUCGGCUCCAGCCCUAGUCAAGUUACCCAAUAUCCUCCUACAGAUGUCCAACUGCAAGUGUGGGAUGAUCUCUGCCAUGUCGCAGUCACCCUAUCCUGGACCCGCCCAGCGAAGCACAUGUACCGCGCCGCCGCCCAGUUCGGUGCCUGGUGUCUAGCCCGUGCCCAGCAGACAGCAAUCGACAUCCUCGACGACGACUCCAUAUCCAUCGUCAGCGAACGCUCCUCAUCCACCCCGACGCCCAGCCCCUCCUCGCAGUCCUCCUCCGAAAACGUCUCGAAGCCCAAGCCCAGACCCGCACCAAAACCCGCACUAAUCUUCACCACCCCAUCCACCGCACGCCCCCUCCCUAACUUCGUCGUCGGCAAAGCAGGCGACCCCCUCCCCCCCUUCACAGCCCACAUGAUCCGCCAACGCGUCGACCGCCACGGCCACGUCUAUCCGCUCGAACCAGCCUCCACGCUCGGCGCGCUGCGCGUCCCACCCGCAGAGAUUGGCGUCGUCAAGGAGGGCCCGACGCGCAAGUGGAUGGCCGCGCAGCAGCGCUUCAACACGCGCUUCGCCAAGGAGAAGCGCGCGGUACAGCGGCAGCGGGUGGAGGAGCUGAGGAAGGGGUAUGAGCGAUUUGAGGGAGAGAUGGUGCCGGCGACUGCACUGGCGGGGAGGCGGCUGAAGGAGGGGAAGGAUACGGAGCGGAGGGUGAAGAGGAGCUGGGGGAUGAGUCUUUGGAGUUUGUGGGGGAGUAAGCACGAUGUCAAGACUAUCGCCCGCGAAGAGCGUGCCGACACCCAAGACGUGGACCCCAACCCCGAGGAGAAAUCUGCGCGCCGUCUCUCUUCCCGCCACCUCUCAAUUACCCCUCGCCGCCUCUCAACAUCCUCACGUCGCCCCCGCCGCUCAACGCUCCAACCCCCCGACCAGCCCCGCUCGCGCCACCGCUCCGUAACCGACGAAGGCCAGGCCCGCCCCUCCAUCGACCCGCGCUACCUUCCCACCCAACCCCAACCUCAUCCGCAAGAACCCGCUUCUGCCUUACCAGCCGACAGCCGAGGUCUCGGACCCGGCGUGGCGGACCCAGCGUCCGCGCUCGAAGUCGAUGUGGGCAGCGAGGACGCUGUAGGUACCGUUGUUCCGGCCACGGAGACACGUUCAACGAGGCCGACGCGGGCGGGGGUGGCGUAUCCAUUUAAGCUGAAAGUGGAGGGAGAGGAUGAAGGGGGUGGAUGGAGGAGGCUCAAUGCUAGCACGGUUACGCUGGAUAGUGUGAGCUUGGGUGAUGGAGACGCGGCGGCUGUGGGGGAUGGUUUGGGUGGCGAGAUAAGGGUAGGGGAGCAUGGUUUAGGUGGUGGCGGACGAGCUGAGAGGAGGGAGGAUAGGCUUGAGAGGCCGGGUGUGGAGAGGUUUGUUACUGCGAGGGAGGAGCUGUGA
Coniosporium apollinis CBS 100218 is the source of this 2769-nucleotide messenger RNA. RefSeq lists its product as uncharacterized. The record is from RefSeq and is a predicted model, not a curated record. The transcript is spliced from 3 exons. Bases 1 to 2769 code for a protein of 922 amino acids. Lineage: Eukaryota; Fungi; Ascomycota; Dothideomycetes. Gene Ontology annotation, molecular function: hydrolase activity.